Messenger RNA from Neogale vison (American mink), 1061 nucleotides. RefSeq names its product ubiquitin like 4A (gene UBL4A). The record is from RefSeq and is a predicted model, not a curated record. The coding region runs from base 44 to 523 and encodes 159 amino acids. Gene Ontology annotation, biological process: post-translational protein targeting to endoplasmic reticulum membrane. Gene Ontology annotation, molecular function: protein binding. Lineage: Eukaryota; Metazoa; Chordata; Mammalia; Carnivora; Mustelidae. The transcript is spliced from 5 exons.
GUCGGGGUGCGCGCCCGCCGCAGUGGACGCCGCCGCGGCCGCCAUGCAGCUGACAGUGAAAGCGCUCCAGGGCCGCGAGUGCAGCCUGCAGGUGUCGGAGGACGAGCCGGUGUCCACGCUGAAACAUCUGGUCUCCGAGAAGCUCAACGUCCCCGUGCGCCAGCAGCGGCUGCUAUUCAAGGGCAAGGCCCUGGCAGAUGGGAAGAGACUCUCCGACUACAGCGUUGGGCCCAAUUCCAAGCUCAACCUAGUGGUCAAACCUCUGGAGAAGGUGUUGCUGGAAGAAAGCGCCGCCCGGAGACUGGCCGAGGCCCCACCCCCGCCGGCCCCCGCCUGGCAGCUCAUCUCCAAAGUCCUGGCCCGCCACUUCAGCGCUGCGGACGCGGCCAGGGUCCUGGAUCAGCUCCAGAGGGAUUAUGAGAGGUCCCUGAACCGCCUGACUCUGGAUGACAUCGAGCGCCUGGCUGGCCGCUUUCUGCACCCCGAAGUGACUGAAGCUGUGGAGAAGGGGUUCUCCAAAUAGGAUUCUCCGGUGUGGGGAGGAGCCCGGCCAGGCUACAAGCUGCAUGUAGCAUUAAAUGUGUUCUCCUGUUGCGAUUUGACUCAUAAUAAUAAUACGAAUAAGAAUAAUAGCCGGCAGGCACCCGGGGCCACGUACCUGGUUUGCGCUGGGGGCAGGCACAGCACACGCACUGGACGCGGCUCUCCCCCCGCCUCCCGUGAAAGGUGAGUGAGACGGACUCUGAACCGGAAGGAACUGCAUUUGGCAUCCAGUAAUGGGUUUAACCAUGAAAGAAACUGGUUUAAGCCAUAAAGGAAACAUCGGUUGACGGAGCUGAGAAGUCCAGGGGUACUGGCAGCAGAUGGACGGUUCCGCCAGAUGCACGGUCUCCUCCUGCCUCCCCUCUCCAGUCCAGGCCAUUGCCUCAGGAUCAAAAGAUGGCUGUUCUCCGUGUCCACGGACUCUCCUGUUCACAGCCAGCAAGGCGCACCUUCUCCCCCCGGGGUGGAGGCGUAGCUUCUUUCUCGGAUGCCCCCAGCAAAUAAACGCUGUUCUCGGA